Molecule: messenger RNA, 3456 nt
Organism: Colletotrichum karsti
Lineage: Eukaryota; Fungi; Ascomycota; Sordariomycetes; Glomerellales; Glomerellaceae
Exons: 2
Coding region: 1-3456 (1151 amino acids)
Biological process (GO): DNA-templated transcription
Cellular component (GO): RNA polymerase III complex
Molecular function (GO): DNA-directed RNA polymerase activity; DNA binding; ribonucleoside binding
Source: RefSeq, a predicted model, not a curated record
AUGCAAGACGACGGCUUCGAGGCUCUUUUGGAGCCCUUCUACAACGGAAAGAAGCUCACAGACCCCAUCUCAACCAAGGAAGACAAAUUCCAGCUCCUGCCCGCCUUCCUCAAGGUCAAGGGUCUCGUCAAGCAGCACAUUGACUCAUACAACUUCUUCGUCGAGAACGAAAUCAAGGAGAUUGUUCGUGCCAAUCGCAUCAUUCGAAGCGAUGUCAAUAGCUCUUUCUGGCUCGAAUUCACUGAUAUUAGGGUCGAACGCCCUAGUCGUGUCGACUUCAACGAUAUCAGGGCACAGAAUGAGGUCUCCCCGAUGGAAUGUCGUCUGCGCGACAUGACGUAUGCAGCCCCCAUCAUGGUCGACAUCGCCUACAUCCGCGACAAGUCAAAGAUUGUGCGCAAGAACGUUCCUCUCGGACGCCUGCCUGUCAUGUUGAAAAGCUCGAUUUGCCGCCUCGGUGGUGCUACCAAUGCCGAAAUGUCUCGCAUGAAUGAGUGUCCUCUCGACCCCGGUGGCUAUUUUAUCAUCAACGGAACCGAAAAGGUCAUUCUCAUCCAAGAACAGCUUAGCAAAAACAGAGUCAUCGUCGAGGCAGACGAGAAGAACAGCAUCAUCACAGCUUCCGUUACCAGUUCGACUCACGAGCGUAAAUCCAAGACGUAUGUUACACUCAAGAAGGACCGGAUCCUCCUCACCGCCAACAUUCUGGUCGAAGGAAUUCCCAUCGUCAUUAUCCUCAAGGCGUUGGGCGGACUAUCAGACUACGAGAUCAUGCAGCUGGUUGCCGGAGAUAACGGAAAAUACCAGGACGAGUUCCUUGUGCAAUUCGAGGAAGCUACCAAGGUCGGCGUUUACACACAGCAGCAAGCUCUCGAAUACAUCGGCGCGAGAGUAAAAAUGGGCAAGAGCAGAGUCCCAUUUUCCGCCCAAGUCAGACGCAACCAUGUGGAAGAAGCCCUCGACGCCUUGGCGAACCUCAUCAUUGCCCACGUCCCCAUCGAGGGCUUGGACUUCUAUCCCAAGGCAGUCUACGUGGCAUUCAUGACACGUCGCGUCCUCAUGGCGCAGAGCAACCCUAGCCUCGUCGACGACCGAGACUUUGUCGGAAACAAGCGCCUCGAGUUGGCAGGUCAACUUCUUUCUCUUCUUUUCGAAGAUUUGUUCAAGCAGUUUUGCGGCAACGUCAAAAGCAGCAUCGACAAAGUCUUGAAGAAGGACAACCGUGCUGUUCCCCUGGACGCCGUCAACAUGAUCAGCAAUCAUGCCAACAUGAUCGGACAGGGCAUCAACCGAGCAAUCCAGACGGGCAAUUGGACCGUUAAGCGGUUUAAUAUGAAUCGAGCGGGCGUGACCCAUGUGCUCAGUCGUCUCAGCUACAUCAGCGCUCUUGGUAUGAUGACCCGUAUCAGCAGUCAGUUCGAAAAGACCCGCAAAGUCUCCGGUCCUCGUGCACUUCAGCCAUCGCAAUGGGGUAUGCUUUGCACCUCCGACACGCCAGAAGGUGAAGCUUGUGGUCUGGUCAAGAACUUGGCACUCAUGACCCAUAUCACGACCAACGUCGAGGAGGGACCUGUCAAGCGAUGGGUGUUUACGCUCGAUGCCGGGGUCGAACCCAUCAGGAACUUUUCCGGUGGUGAGAUGCACCGUGAAGGUUCAUAUGUCAUACACAUUAACGGAACGCCCUUCGCGUUGACGAGAUAUCCCAAGCGAUUCGCCGGAAAGUUCAGGACAAUGAGGAGGCGUGGCUGGAUCUCUCCUUUUGUCAGCAUUCACAUCAACAACCACUUUAACGCAGUCCAUAUCGCCACCGACGAAGGCCGUAUUUGCCGACCUUACAUCAUUGUCAAGAACGGCAAGCCCAAGCUAAAGGAAGAGCAUCUUCGACUUCUCCAGCUGGGUAAGGCCACGUUCGACGACUUCUUGACUCACGGAAUCGUCGAGUACCUCGACGUCAAUGAGGAGAACGACACACUCGUUGCUCUGUAUGAGACAGACGUCACCAUGACCACCACUCACAUGGAGAUUGAGCCGUUCACAGUCCUUGGCGCUGUCGCCGGUCUCAUUCCCUUCCCUCACCACAACCAGUCUCCCCGUAACACCUACCAAUGUGCAAUGGGCAAGCAAGCCAUUGGUGCCAUUGCUUACAACCAGUUCAACCGUAUCGAUACCCUUUUGUACACCUUGGUGUAUCCCCAGAGACCGAUGGUCAUUUCGAAGACGAUCCAGCUGGUCAACUACGACAAGCUUCCCGCUGGACAGAAUGCGACUGUUAUUGUCAUGUCGUAUUCUGGCUACGAUAUCGAGGACGCGUUGGUGUUGAACAAAGCGUCUUGCGACCGUGGUUUUGGACGCUGCCAGGUCUUCCGGAAGUACACCGCGGAACUACAGAAGUACCCCAACGGCCGCCGCGAGCGUAUCGGAGACCCCGUUAAUGACGAGAAUGGCCGAACCACCAAGCACGCGGCGUUGGAUGAAGAUGGGCUGGCAGUUGUGGGCUACAAGGUCAACUCGGGCGAAGUCAUGAUCAAGAAGGAGACGCCGCUUGACACGGGAUCGACCGGCAUUGGCAUGGAUCGCGGGCCGAGCGAGUUCCGUGACUCGUCUAUUUCGUACAGAAUAGCUGACCCGGCGUACAUCGACAAGGUCAUGGUAUCUCACACAGAGAGAGAGACGAUGGUGGUCAAGGUUCAGACGCGGCAAACGAGACGACCGGAGCUUGGCGACAAAUUUUCUUCUCGUCACGGACAGAAGGGUGUCGUUGGUAUCAUUGUCGAUCAAGAGGACCUCCCAUUCUCUGACACUGGUCUGGUUCCCGACAUUAUCAUGAACCCCCACGGUUUCCCCUCUCGUAUGACCGUCGGCAAGCUUCUGGAAUGUUUGACCGGUAAGGCUUCUGUCUUGGAUGGCCGAAAGGACUACGGCUUCGGUGACGCUUUCCGCUCCCACCCACUGGAACAAAUGAGCGCCGCGUUGGUCGACCAUGGAUUCUCGUGGGAGGGCAAGGACUACUUCACAUCGGGUAUCACCGGAGAGCCCCUGGAAGCCUACAUUUUCAACGGCCCCAUCUACUACCAGCGUCUGAAGCACAUGGUGCAAGACAAGAUGCACUCGCGUUCUCGUGGUCCCAGAGCCAUCCUCACCCGCCAGCCCACGGAAGGUCGUUCCCGAGACGGUGGUUUGCGUUUGGGAGAAAUGGAGCGUGAUUGUUUGAUUGCGUACGGAGCCUCUCAGCUACUUCUGGAACGUUUGAUGAUCAGCUCCGACGGGACGCAACUCGACAUCUGCCAGCAGUGUGGCUUAUUCGGCUACAAGGGAUACUGCCAUACCUGUAAGAGCACCAGGGAAGUGACGCAGAUGACGAUGCCGUACGCUGCAAAGCUUCUGGUGCAAGAGCUCAUCAGUAUGAACGUCGGUGUGCGGUUGCAACUUGAAGAUGAGUUCCCUCACCCAAGAUGA